AUGGUGCUUACCAAUAAAAAAAUAUAGGCAUUUAAAUUUUCAAGAAUCUAUUUAGUGAUAAUCAUCCACUUUAGGCUGACUAUAAUCUAAGGAAAAUAAGAUAGUCUUUCUAUAAUUGUUGGCACUUAAAUAGAGUCGACUAAUUUCUUAAGUUAAUCAAAUUACAAUAAGAAGUUAAGAUUUAAAUUUUUAGUAAAUUAUUCUCUGAUUUAAAUUUCAACUAUUAGAAUUGCAUAAUAUUGCUUUGAAAAUUGCUAAUAAACAAAAUGGAAUAGAAAAUAGAAUUACAUUAUCAUCUUUAGGGCAAGGAUUUAGUUUAUAAAAGAAAUUUUUUAUUUUUUAUCUUAAAUUAUCUUCUUUUAAUUCUAAUUAUUUUUGAGUAGCAGAAAUUUGUAGAUGCAUCAAAGUAUUAAUCUAAGUUGA
Messenger RNA from Tetrahymena thermophila SB210, 423 nucleotides. Its product is annotated as transmembrane protein, putative. The record is from RefSeq and is a predicted model, not a curated record. The transcript is spliced from 2 exons. NCBI's taxonomy places the organism in Eukaryota, Ciliophora, Oligohymenophorea, Hymenostomatida, Tetrahymenidae.